GUCAUGUUGAUUUCAAGUGGCUGUGCUGCGCUGAGAAAGUGAUAAAUAACGCGAGAUUCUCAGCAAAUACGCUGUAUUUAGUCAAUGAUUUGGAGUGAAUGAGAUGAUCAAUCUGGACCAUUGUGGAGUUCACGUGAUCUGAGCGAUUCAGUGUCCUGGAGGAUGAAGCUGUUUAAGCUGCACACACACCAAAAGUCCAACUAUGCUGCCGAUCUGCUGCUUCAUCCCAAGGAACACCCGGAUCUCAGCCUGGGCGACAUCGUGGAGAUCUACCAUCCGGACGACGAGGGAUGUCGUCUGCUCCUGCAAGUCACCACUUUCUACGAGGAGUUCAAAGGCCGAGAGACUAUCAGCGUGGAGACGAACAUUGCGUCGACAUUCAACCUGCGCACGUACGCGGAUAUCAUAAUGCGGCGCGUCGAUCCGGCCGCCGUGGCGCUGGACUCCGUGGAAAUCACGUUCAAAGACCAGUAUAUGGGCCGGUCGGAGAUGUGGCGCCUCAAGAGUCACUUCAUCAACACAUGCGUGUACAUCAACAAGAAGAUCGAGUACUGCGAGGGUUCCAUCCGGUGCCAGGUGUACGAGAUGUGGGCGCAGGGUGACCGCGUGGCGUGCGGCAAUAUCACGGCGGACACGAAGGUAGUGUUCAGGAGCAGCACCUCGAUGGUCUAUCUCUUCAUCCAGAUGUCCUCGGAGAUGUGGGACUUCGACAUCCACGGCGAUCUGUAUUUCGAGAAGGCGGUCAACGGCUUCCUCACGGAUCUCUUCAUGAAGUGGAAGAAGCUGGGCUGCAACCACGAGGUGACGAUCGUGCUCUUCUCGCGCACCUUCUACGCCGCCAAGAGCUUGGAUGAGUUCCCGGGUCACAUGAGGGAAUGCCUGCAGAUGGACUACAAGGGCAGGUUCUACGAGGACUUCUACCGCGUGGCAAUCCAGAAUGAGCGCAAUGACGACUGGAGCACGAUCCUCGUGGAGUUGCGCAGGCUCUUCACUGGCUAUCAGAACACUGUGCUGAAGUAUCACGAGCGGCCAGACAUUGUCAUUCCGCCGGCCACGAACUCCACCGCUGCGCAAGGGAACUUCCUGGAGGUGCUCAACAUAUCGCUGAACGUCUUCGAGAAGCAUUACUUGGACAGGAGCUUCGACAGAACGGGCCAACUCUCUGUCGUCAUCACGCCGGGCGUGGGCGUCUUCGAAGUCGAUCGCGAACUGACGAACAUCACGAAGCAGAGGAUUAUAGACAACGGCGUUGGGAGCGAUUUGGUGUGUGUCGGCGAACAGCCGCUUCACGCGGUGCCUCUGCUGAAGUUCCACAACAAGGAUUCAUCUCUGAAUGCCGACGAUUACUCCAUGCCGCACUGGAUAAACCUCAGUUUCUACUCCACGAACAAGAAAGUCGCCUAUUCCACAUUCAUUCCGAGGAUCAAACUGCCUCCGCGACGUCCGGACACGGAUCGAGAUGAUGAGGAGGACAACUUAACGUUCAAGUUCCUACCGGAUAAUCACACAGAAUACAUCCACAACUCCCUCUUCGACUAUGACGCCUACGAUGCGCAGAUCUUUCAAAUGCCACCAGCGCACGGAACGUGCUCGCUUCAGCGCCCGCCGAGAACUAAGAAGACAUCAGUUCCCAGCUUAGAAGGGUACUUGGCGUCGGCCAACAAUGAGUGGUUGUCGACGUCGCCGCGGCAAAUUCUGAGGCGAAAAAUGUCUGAUCCGGAUAUUCAUCAUGGUGGAAAUAGCGUAUUGAGCAACUUGAGUCAAGUGGACUCGCCGACAGGAGCUAAUCUCUCGGAGUCCUUCAAGCUGACCGAGAAGACGAACAGGAAGGGAUUCAUCGGCAACGGAUCGAUCAUUCGGCCGGGAAGAGCGCUCAUCAAUCCCUUUGAUCCCUCGCACGUCACCAUCAAGCUGACCAGCAAUCGUAGACGCUGGACGCACAUCUUUCCAAAGGGCCCGACGGGGGUGCUCAUUCAGCAGCAUCACUACCAGGCCAUCCCGGCACCCAAGUCUUGCCAGAGCGCAUACAGCGAAGUAGACGCCAGUGACUACGCCCACACUGCCACGUGCUCCAUCGCCGAGAGCCUGGACGACUACGCGCGCAUCGAGAGCGUCAGCGAGACGGAUUCCGGGACACCGCGGCGGAAGAUCUCCACGCUGCACUCCGCUGCCGGGCAUUCGGUCACUGUGACGCCGUCAAAGAGCCUGACGCUACUCUGGGGCGCCACGGGAGAGCAGGAGUGGACACCAGCGCUGACCACAGCCGGAAAGAUCAUCAUAGGAGUGGAUUGGAAGUCGCUGACCAUUCCAGCUUGUCUUCCAAUCACCACGGAUUACUUUCCCGACAAGCGAUCGCUGCACAACGACUACGUGGUGUCCGAUUACACUCUCCUGCCGGAGGACGUGUACGCGGACUACGCCACGAACAGGGCGGUGUCGCAGAAGCCCCUGACCACCGAGCAGGUGUUCAAGGAGUUGAUCUCGCAGCGCCUGGCGCAGGGUUUCCAGCUGAUCGUGCUGCCGGACACGGUGAAGCAGAAGCCCUCCUCGGCGCCGUGCUGCGGAGGCGUUCAGGUGCCAAAGUACUUCAUCCUGCGCACGCCGCCGCAAGAGGCCACGAAGGAGUAUCUCUUGUCAAUCGGCAGGAUGUUCCACAGGAUCUCCCUGAGCGGAUCUGUGAUCACCGUAACGCGCUACAGGCCAAGACAUCCUUAUCCUCCCAUAACUGUGGACUACCGCUAUCGCUUCCACGCACCGCAACAUGACACGUACGAGGUGUCAGGCGUGAAUUUUACAACGGAGAAGCUGGAGAACUACAACUGGAACUUCAUGGAUCAGUACAUCUGCACGCGCGGCGACACAGACUUUAUGCUGCAUGAGAACCUCAAGUACUGGCGCUACAGGAUGUAUCUUCUACCCAAGGAUCAUCCGGCGAUGAAAAAGAUCCUCGACGGACUGACGACGCGCUGCGACAUCUUUACGGAGAUCCAGACGGACUCGCCGAAGCAGCAGAUCGAGGAGUUUCUGCACUAUGUGGAGAUGCAUCUCAACAGAAUAAAGCGAGUGCAGUGCAAGAAGCCGCGGUUGCUCUUGCAGGGAAGCCCCACGUCCCAGCAGUCGCAUUUAACGAGGCGCCGCCACAGCACCAGCAUAAUCUCGCGGCCGGCAAAUCAGGCUCUUGGUAAUUCACCGUUCAGAGAUCGCGUCGGGAGCAAUCGAUUGCCUGAGAGAGCGCGACCGAGACUGAGUGGGAAAUCCUUGGCUGCAGGCCGGGCUGUUCAGGAAGCCACAGCAUCGGGUUUACCGGGAGAUUCCUUAAGCAUCGACGACUCGGAUGAGAGUCUCGCCGUGGAGAUCAAAUUUAAGGUCACAGAUCCUCUGAUGGACAUCUACGACGCCAUGAAGCAUCCUGUGACCGGAGUGCCCUUCAUUGGACCAGCGCAGAGCAUGCCAUCGUGCACUUUCGUGUCGUACGACGCGAUAAAGUGGCUGCAGUGCAGGAUUGAGGGUCCGUGCGAUCCCAUCGAGAUGCUGGAGCGUAUGCGACGGGAGAAGCUGAUUUGCCAUGCCUCCGGAGACUUCUCGAAGCCAAUCAUUGUGGGCUUUGUGCUGUACUAUAUCACGAAGCAGGAGAAGGAAGCCGUACCGCCUCUGGGCAACUUGAAAGCCUUCGAGAAUGAGUGGAUGGAAGUGGAGAUUGUGACGCCGGAGAUGAAGAUGCAGGGCGUGCAUCCGCACGAGGUGAACGUGCCUGAGUUCCUCAGGGAAUCCAUCGGGAGUGUUUUCAGCGAGGCACCGCUGUACAAGCAGAGCCACUUGGAGAUUGACAUCAAUCAGAAGAGCGACAGGAUUGAGUGGGGCCACGCGAGAUAUCAUCGCGUGAUGAUUCCUGGACACGCCUUCGAGAUCAUGGCGCAAUGGGUGAUCGCAUCGGGGCCGAUAGUUUACGAUCUGAUCUAUGGAUGGAGUAGAAAGGCGGCACAGUGUGGCUUUCAGCUCAUGGCAAUUCCCGCUGAUCCUCUGGCAGAGCCUUUCACAGAGAAAUCCGAUCCUCUGCGCGGGCCCAUCUUCAUCCCACUCGACACGGAUUGCCUGAAACAGAAGAGAGACUUCCUGUUCGAGGAGUUCAAGAAGGACACCUGGUCCACGCGAUUGCUACUCUUCCAGGAAGCCAUCCUGGCGCGGUUCGGUUUCAUGCCGUGCGCCGUGGAGACGAAAGCGGGCUCCAAUCAAGCGUCGUUAGACUUUCAGUACGUUCACUGCUCGGGAAAUAUGUUCGUGCUGGUGCCGUCGCCCCAUCAGGGUCUGAGAUCGCGCCAGAGACUAGCUUCCGGCGGGUCUCAGAAGAAGCCCACUUUCCUCAAACACUAUCCAGCUAGCACUGAUGUGCAGAGCCCGCAUGAGGCGUACAUCACGCGGCACGUGUCUGGGAAGAACAAGGACGACAUCGACACAAUCCGGAAGACGGGAUUCUUGUGGUCGUGGAAUCACAUGGUGCCCAACAAGAAAUGGAAGUCGCUGGUGAUCAACAACUCUCCGGACGGCGAGAUCAUCCAGCUGCGGAUGCUGCGCGACUUCAAGAACUUCUGCACGAAUCAGGAUCACAGGCUCAUCGCGUUCUGGGAUCAGUGCUGGGAGCUGAAGGAGAAGGCGUCAACGCAGUCCAUUGAGUGAAUUCAGUCAUUUGUAAUAUACUGAAAUUUUCUAUGCCAAAAAA
This is a messenger RNA of Phlebotomus argentipes, 4717 nucleotides long. RefSeq names its product GATOR complex protein Iml1 (gene Iml1). Gene Ontology annotation, biological process: negative regulation of TORC1 signaling; cellular response to amino acid starvation; positive regulation of autophagy. Gene Ontology annotation, molecular function: GTPase activator activity. The transcript is spliced from 10 exons. NCBI's taxonomy places the organism in Eukaryota, Metazoa, Arthropoda, Insecta, Diptera, Psychodidae. Gene Ontology annotation, cellular component: GATOR1 complex; lysosomal membrane. The record is from RefSeq and is a predicted model, not a curated record. Bases 163 to 4674 code for a protein of 1503 amino acids.